AUGGAAGAAUCUGGCGAAGAAACUAACACUAGUUUGGAGCAAUCGAAAUCAGAAGAAGACAUGGUUUGGAAACCUAAAUAUGACAUGGAGUUUGAUUCUGAGCAAGCCGCAUACGACUUUUAUAAUGAGUAUGGACGGAACGAAGGCUUUAGCAUUAGAAAAGAAGUGUGUGCCAAGGAUAAGAAUCAUGUACUCACCUCAAGGCUUUUUGUUUGUUGUAAAGAAGGUUUACGAGGGAAGGAUAAGAGAGACGAUUUGACCAAAAACCCAAGAGCACAUACAAGGACCGGAUGUGGAGCGCAUAUGGGCAUUAGGUUGGUUAGGCGUACAUGUAAAUAUUGUGUGUAUCGUUUUCAUGAAGAGCAUAAUCAUCCGCUUGUGAAGCAAGAAUGUGUGCAUAGAUUGCCAUCUCAACGGAAAAUGACAACCCCGGAUGGUGCUUUUCUAGAAUUGACCUCGAAUUCAGGAGUUCCGUCAAAAUCUGCAUUUGAAUUAAUGAGUAAAGAAGCUGGUGGAAGGGAGUCAUUGGGAUUUACAAAGGAAGAUCAAAAGAACUAUCUUCGAACUGUCCGACAAAGAAAAAUGAAAUUUGGAGAAGCUGGUUAUUUGAUGGAAUAUUUUUCAAAGCAAACGUUGGAAAAUCCUUCAUUUUUUUAUGAGAUGCAACUGGACAGUGAGGAACAGAUCACCAACAUUUUCUGGGCAGAUGCUAAAAUGAUAAUGGAUUAUGCUAUAUUUGGAGAUGUUGUAAGUUUUGAUACAACUUACAAAAUUAAUGAAGCAAAUCGACCAUUAGCGGUGUUUGUUGGACUAAAUCACCACAGGGAGACGAUUAUAUUUGGAGCUGCUUUAAUGUAUGAUGAGACUGCGGCAUCUUUUAUAUGGUUGUUUAAUACUUUUUUGAAGGCAAUGUGUGGGAAGCCUCCUAGAACUUUUUUUACUGAUCAAGAUGCUGCUAUAGCCAUGGCUGUACUACAUGUGAUGCCUGAUACGUACCAUAGACUUUGUAUAUGGCAUUUGAUGCAAAAUGCCUUGAAGAAAGUAGGUUUCUUAUUCCGAAACUCUAAUGGCGAUGAAAACCAAGGUAAUGUGCUCAACAAAUUUCUUUAUCAGAUUGAGGAAGAGAAUGAGUUUUUGAGUGCUUGGGAGUCCAUGCUUGAUGAUUACAAUGCACAUGAUGACCCUUGGUUGGCUGCGACAUUUGCAAUCAGAAAAAAAUGGGUGCAUGCAUAUGUGAAGUGGACAUGGUCAGCAGGAAUGGAAAGUACCCAACUUAGUGAAAGCUUUAAUGCUACUUUGAAGGGCUAUUUGAAAUCAGACUACCAGUUGCCUGAUUUUUUUACUCACUUUGAAAGAAUGGUAGCCGAUAAGCGGUAUAAAGAAUUGGAAGCCGAGUAUGAUUUGCAAUUCCGGAUUGUUCACUGCAAAAUGGAGGUAAUAAUGUUGAAACAUGCACGAGAAGUUUAUACCAAAGCGAUAUUUAAAUAUUUUCAGGCUCAGUUUGAAGACUCUUUAAAUUAUUCCAUCACGAAGUGUGUGUCAGAUGAAAAUUUUAUCUUCACAGUUGUUAGGGAUGGAUUCACUAAGGAGCGGUUAGUGAAAAGAGAAGGAGAGUUUACUGUAUCCUGCAGUUAUAGAAUGUUUGAGACUGAAGGUAUCUUGUGUAGGCAUGCUAUCAAAGUCAUGAUAGAAGGCAGAGAAACUACACUAAUAAAAAAGAUUCCUGAGCAAUAUGUCUUAGAAAGGUGGACCAAAACUGCAAGAGUUGAUAAUAUUGUGGAAGACAUGCAUGGGCACGAGAUCGUAGAGAAUCCAAGAUUGAAACAAAUUUCUCGAAAUAGAAACUUGUGUUAUAAAUUUGUUCGAAUAGCAUCAAGGGCAUCUGAGAGUGAGAAGGCAUAUGAGCUAGCAGUUAUGGAAGCUGAUAAAUUAGCAAAGAUUGUUGAAGAUGUGUUACGUCUAGAAAUAAACGGUGAUAAAGAUGUGGAAGAUCAAGACCAAAAUGUAUUGGCAGAUUGCUCUAAUGCAAAGGGAUUGAAAAAGAGACAAGCUACCCAUCGUGGAAAACGCAGAGCUAAGGGAGACUUUGAAGCUGCAUUAAGCAAAAGUAAAAAAAAGCCUUCUCAGGUUGCUAAAGUUCGGAAUCAUAGUGCGGCAAUGAACCAAUCUCAUGCACCUUCUUCACAUCAAUCUCAGGUCAUUGGGAUUUCAACUGCUGGAAAGGGGAUAGAGUUAUGUAGUCAAUCUUCAUCGUCUCUUUCACAGUCAUCUCAGGUAUCUAUCCACCCUCCUAUGAUGGUUGGUAAUGAUCAAUAUAUGCAAUUGCUCUGUCGUCCUUAUAACAUUCAUGAUUUGAAUAUGUCAAACGGAAUGUUUUGGAUGCCUUCUCAAGAAUCCUCUGCGGCAAGUACACAAGCAUAUGUUCAAUCAAAUAUCAUAGGAUUUCCAUCUACAUUGCAAGACCCAGGAAUGUCAAAUCAUCAAGAGCUCUAG
Messenger RNA from Fragaria vesca subsp. vesca, 2493 nucleotides. Its product is annotated as protein FAR1-RELATED SEQUENCE 5-like. Lineage: Eukaryota; Viridiplantae; Streptophyta; Magnoliopsida; Rosales; Rosaceae. Gene Ontology annotation, biological process: regulation of DNA-templated transcription. The transcript has 5 exons. Gene Ontology annotation, molecular function: zinc ion binding. Bases 1 to 2493 code for a protein of 830 amino acids. The record is from RefSeq and is a predicted model, not a curated record.